Messenger RNA from Drosophila serrata, 3506 nucleotides. It is a transcript of the gene Usp8, whose product is annotated as Ubiquitin specific protease 8. Lineage: Eukaryota; Metazoa; Arthropoda; Insecta; Diptera; Drosophilidae. Gene Ontology annotation, biological process: protein deubiquitination. Gene Ontology annotation, molecular function: cysteine-type deubiquitinase activity. The record is from RefSeq and is a predicted model, not a curated record.
UUUUUUCAUCUUUUAGACUAAGUUAUUGUCUAUCAAAAAAAGGAAAAAAACAGCGAAACAACCUAUUUUUACCAGGCUGCAGAAACACUCAAACAUCGCAAAAGCGUCAUUUUCUUCGUUAGAGCAGAGUAAGCAGAGCGACCAAAAAUCGUUUUAAAACAAGAGGCAAAUGGCUGAAAACGACUAUUCGUGAGCGCACGGAAAUAAUUGAAUUCCUCCAAAUUAAAAUAAAAGAAAAGCUUCCUUUUAAUACUCCCCCUGUAUUUCGUGAGUCCCGUGCGUUUUCAAAUGCCGCGUAGUGAACUAUAUUCGAUAUAUUAAUCGAUAUAUACGUUUUACUUCCAUCCCUAGCCCGCAGGUUAUAAGAAAUUCCUGUUUGUUGAGCAAAACGAGAAAAAAAUUGUGGUUCUUGCUAUGAUAACAGGAAAACUAACACCUCCCAAUUAGCCCCAUCAACAGACAGUAAGAAGGUAAAGGAAGAGCUGGAGAAGCCCUAAUUAUGGCCCAAUUAAAAAAGCUCUACUUGAGCUCCGACAUCGAAGGUCUGGAGAAGAUGUCAAUCAUUCCCGAUUGUCGCAACAAGAGCAUGAAAAUCCUGCUCAACACCGCCCGCAAACUGUACAUGAAUGCCGAAGAAAAACGCCUGGAUGGCGACGAGGAGCAGGCCUACAUCGCCUACAUGAAGUACUUCAACAUGCUGCACGCUAUUCACAACAAACCGGACUAUGCUAACCACAAGACGACAGUGCGCCAGAUGCUGGGCGAUACCGCGUCGAAUCGCCGCAUCAUGGACUCGCUAGAGCUGAUAACCCAGUCUCUGUCGCUUCGCUAUGAGCAGUUGCAUAGCUCAGCGGCGGAACCAAUUGCUGCUUCAAUCGUCGCCAAUGGGCAGGAGCCAGAAAGAUCGACAGGAGAAUUGCCCACGAAAUUAGCCCGAUUGGGGUUGAUUACAUGCGAGGAGCUGUACCGGCGCAUGCAGGAAAAGUCUGUUCUGGUCAUGGACUGUCGCCCCAGUGCCGACUACGAAGUUUCUCACCUCACCUACUACUGUGCAUUCAAUGUACCUGAAGAGCUCAUAAUACCGGGAAUGUCGGCUGGCCGAUUGCAGGCUCGUCUUAGCAGCACCAGCAAGGCUGCAUGGGCUUCUCGUGCCGUAAAGGAUUCGGUGGUUUUAAUAGACUGGAACACCAAGGACUCCCCGCCAGCUUCGAAUACAGCUAUUGCCACCCUCCUUGACAUCCUAAAGAAGUGGGAUCCGGAUGUGACCUACCGGGCUCCCAUUCAGAUCGUUGAGCGCGGCUAUGAAUUCUUCAUCAUGAUGUACCCCACCCAUUGCACAAAUCCCAGUGUACAGGCGCCGCAGCAGAACAAUAAUGACAUUGAAACCAUCGAUGACAUUGAAUACCCGUCGAUCCACGACAUCACCAUGAAAGAAGACAUCAGCGCGAAGGACUUUAAGCCCAGACCAGAUAUUAACAGAGCCAGCAAGCCUGCGGCCAUGCGCACCUACGACCAGCAGGGGCCAAACAAGACAAACGAAGUGCCUACACCGAAGGCCAUAGCGGAGAUUAUGCGGGAUCAGGCGGAAUUUCUCCAGCGGGCAGAGCAAAAUGACGCGCAGCUGGAGAGUGCCUCGAAAAUAUGGAAGCGACAGGCCAUAAAGGGCGACGACUUAACUGCAGUUGAAAAUCAGGAGCUCCAUUUCCGAAUCCUCCAGCUAGAAAGCAAAGACCUGGACAAUGUUAUUGAGAACAAUCGGCUGCGAGACGAACUGAACCGCCUUAAGGAAGAGCAGCUAACAGCCAAGGAGAUGGAGGCGACGCGAAAUAUCGAGACAAAGAUCAAGGAGCGACAACGGUUGGACGAGCUGCACGAGCAAGAGCGGCUGAACCGGGAGCGCCAACUAGCGAUUGCACGCGAAGCAAAGAAAGCUUAUAAAUCCCCACCGCCUUCCCAGCAUGAUUUAUUGACCGGUGAAGAAAUGACACCGAUAGUUCCGGAUCCGUCAUAUGAACCCAGUCCAGUGGAAAGGCCCACUUUCGAUCGGUCUAUGAAACCACAGUCCAGAAGCGAGGAAAGGCCAGUACAGAGGGUCCGUGAUUUCUCACCCGUCGCGGGUCACAAUGUGGGACGCGGUUUGACGGGCCUCAAGAAUCUGGGAAACACCUGUUACAUGAACAGUAUUCUGCAGUGCUUGAGUAAUACGGUCCAGCUAACUGAGUACUGCAUAUCGGACAAAUACAAAGAGUACAUUAGCAGAAGCAACAGCAGGACCAAUGGACACGUGAUCGAGGAGGUGGCCGCACUUAUUAAGGAGCUGUGGAACGGCCAGUAUAAGUGUGUGGCCAGUCGCGAUUUAAGGUACGUUGUUGGCCAAUAUCAGCAGAUCUUUCGAGGCUUUGAUCAGCAAGAUUCUCACGAAUUCCUUACCAUUUUGAUGGAUUGGCUUCACUCGGACCUACAGACGCUGCGCGUAGCUCGCCAGCGGGAGACGAUGAGCGCCUCGGAAAAAGCCUGGCUGGAGUUCACCAAUGCCAAGGAGAGCAUGAUAUUGCAUUUAUUCUAUGGCCAGAUGAAGAGCACGGUAAAGUGCGUGGCCUGCCACAAGGAGUCGGCCACAUACGAGUGCUUCUCGAAUCUCAGUUUGGAGCUGCCGCCCAAUUCCAAUGUCUGCCAGCUCAGCCAGUGCAUGGACAUGUACUUCAGCGGAGAGCGCAUCCAUGGCUGGAAUUGCCCAAAUUGCAAAACCAAAAGAGGUGCCAUAAAGAAAUUGGAUAUAUCGAAGCUGCCGCCGGUGCUGGUGGUUCAUUUAAAGCGUUUUUACGCUGACCCCAGCAAUUCUUGUGCGUAUAUAAAGAAGCAGAACUAUUUGCGUUUUCCUUUGGAGAACCUGGAGAUGAGCCCAUAUAUUGCGCGGGCGGAGUCGCGGGCAGGUACGCCCAAAACCUAUCAGCUCUAUGCCGUUUCAAAUCACUAUGGGUCCAUGGAGGGUGGCCACUAUACGGCCUUUUGCAAAAGCGCUAACUACGGCAAGUGGUUUAAGUUCGACGACCAGGUCGUCACAACGCUGGAUGCCUCGAAUGUCGUCUCCAGCGCCGCCUACAUUCUAUUUUACACUUGGUUGCCGCCUAUGCAAUUGACAUUGUGAGCGCCGCUCUGUUCGCAUUCUCUUUCUCCGACGAUGUUCACGUUUUAAAUUGUAUUUUGAUUUACGCGAUUCGAUUAUUUGUCUAGCCUCUUGUCUAGUCGCUCCCACCCACUUAUCAUUUACCAAUUACCGAAUAACUGUUGCUCGUUUGUUUGUUGUUGAAGAAAGGAUAAUGUUAGGCAAGGGGGCGUAUUCUUAAGGGGUGUGAAAUGAGCGCUCACAUAUGUACACUUAUGGUCGCGAUUGUGUAUUUAUAGCUUAUUGUAUUUUGCAAUAAUAUUUUUAAACCAAAAAAAUAAACGAAAUUAAAUUUCUGGUAUAUAAAGGGUUUGCCCGUUUAUAUACUUUUCAUAGCAGA